Molecule: messenger RNA, 1573 nt
Organism: Zonotrichia leucophrys gambelii
Lineage: Eukaryota; Metazoa; Chordata; Aves; Passeriformes; Passerellidae
Product: opsin-5-like
Exons: 4
Coding region: 240-1319 (359 amino acids)
Biological process (GO): G protein-coupled receptor signaling pathway; cellular response to light stimulus; phototransduction
Cellular component (GO): plasma membrane
Molecular function (GO): G protein-coupled photoreceptor activity
Source: RefSeq, a predicted model, not a curated record
AUGCUCUGCCAGCCAGGCAGGCGGGGUCGCGCUGGCAGCAGCUCUGCCUGGCUCUCACUCUGCCUCCCGAGGGAAAACACUUCCUCUCACUGCAGGCUGCUGCCCUGACACACCACAGGCAGGACAGGGAGGCAGCAGAAGGGUCCCUGCCAGCCCCGCCAGCACCCGGCACCAGCUCUCACCUGCAGCAGGCAAACUAUGAGGACGAGCUCUUUGCUCCUGCAGCGUCUUCACCUUUGAUGGAAAACCUUCAGCCACCUCCCCAAGGGACCAUGGAGGAGCAGUACAUUUCCAAACUUCACCCAGUAGUGGAUUAUGGAGCUGGGGUCUUUCUUCUCAUCAUAGCCAUCCUGACAAUCCUUGGGAAUUCAGCCGUCCUUGCCACGGCUGUGAGACGCUCGUCCCUGCUGAAGCCACCGGAGCUGCUCACAGUGAACCUGGCGGUGGCAGACAUCGGCAUGGCCCUCAGCAUGUACCCCCUGGCCAUUGCCUCUGCCUGGAGCCACGCCUGGCUGGGGGGAGACACCUCCUGUGUCUACUAUGCCCUGAUGGGUUUCCUCUUUGGGGUCUGCAGCAUGAUGACCCUGUGUGCCAUGGCCGUGAUUCGAUUCCUCGUCACCAACUCAUCCAAAUCCAACAGUAACAAAAUCACCAAGAGCACUGUCUGCAUCCUGAUUGCUUUUAUCUGGCUCUACUCCUUGCUCUGGGCCAUCCUGCCCUUGGUGGGCUGGGGCUACUAUGGCCCUGAGCCCUUUGGCAUCUCCUGUACCAUAGCCUGGAGCAAAUUCCACAACUCCUCCAAUGGUUUCUCCUUCAUCCUGAGCAUGUUCCUCCUGUGCACGGUGCUGCCUGCGCUGACCAUCGUGGCCUGUUACCUGGGGAUUGCCUGGAAGGUUCAUAAAGCAUACCAAGAGAUCCAGAAUAUUGACAGGAUCCCCAACGCAGCCAGACUGGAGAAGAAGCUGACCCUGAUGGCCGUGCUCAUCUCCGUGGGAUUCCUGAGCUCCUGGACUCCCUAUGCAGCCACCAGCUUCUGGUCCAUCUUUAACUCCAGCGACUCCCUGCAGCCCGUGGUGACGCUGCUGCCCUGCCUGUUUGCCAAGUCCUCCACGGCCUACAACCCCUUCAUCUACUACGUCUUCAGCAAGACGUUCCGCUGCGAGGUGAGGAAGCUGCAGUGCUGCUGUGCCUGGAGGGUUCCCUACUUCAGCUCUGACAACUCCAUGGAGAAUGCCGUGUCCACCAUGUGGAGCGGGAGGGACAACGUCCGUCUGUCUGCGGCGCCGAGGGUGCAGAACCCGGCAGCUGCAGCUCCCUGAAGAGCAGCAGUGGGGUCAGCCUGGCCUCACCCCCAGGGAUGCAGCAAAUGAGGUUGUCACUGCCUAUCUCAUGUCAAUGCAGAAGUUUAAGUAUAUAUUUUUAAGCAGCUCUAAAAUAUUGUCUGUAAGCCUCAUACAAAAAAACAAAAUUAAAAAAAUCUAUUUUUUCCCCAAGAAAUUCCAUUUUAGGGGAAAUAGAUUUAUGUACCAAACAUAAAAUCAUGUAAAUUAAACUUAUUUUCAGGUAAAAAGAG